This is a messenger RNA of Gaeumannomyces tritici R3-111a-1, 575 nucleotides long. RefSeq lists its product as hypothetical. The record is from RefSeq and is a predicted model, not a curated record. Lineage: Eukaryota; Fungi; Ascomycota; Sordariomycetes; Magnaporthales; Magnaporthaceae. The coding region runs from base 70 to 480 and encodes 136 amino acids. The transcript has a single exon.
UCCUGUCGUCCUAAUUCGGUCUAGGCCGGUAGCGCCAUACGACUUAGUCCCGGGAUUUGUGGAAAGUUGAUGCGGGUUGACCUGGGCGCGAGGGGUGGGGACGGGCUACAGUACCUCAACACCAUGCAGGAGCGGGGCCGUGCCUAUCACGACCCUCCUAAACAAGGUGGGAUGAAGGCGAGGGAUCCUGCGCUGCCGCUGGUCCGACGUGAGUUUUGCUCUUAUGUGGCUCAGGGCCUGAGGGAGGGACUCCGACGCCUCGACGGUGGUCAGGUAGGUGCACAACGGGCGAUUCUGACGGAAUGGAGCGCAGGGCCAUUGGACGAGCACGUGGACGGUGUGUUCGUCUCUGGAGAACGCUUCGAAAGCGUGGCGCGGCUCAAUGGCACCCCGGUUGGGAGAAAUGCCACCGGUUCCGAGUGCGUUGGCGGAUAUGGUGGUCAUGUUGAAUUAAUCAAUGGCCUUCUGCCCGGGACCUGAAUUCUGGGUUGAGUCUACGAGGCUUCGAUGGCGGUCUUUAAUCGAGAGUGGGACAUUUUCGCGCGAAGAUAAUAUAUAUAGACAUUGAGACAUUG